Ictalurus furcatus (blue catfish) is the source of this 2974-nucleotide messenger RNA. RefSeq names its product acyl-CoA synthetase short chain family member 3 (gene acss3). The record is from RefSeq and is a predicted model, not a curated record. The transcript has 16 exons. Bases 1 to 2136 code for a protein of 711 amino acids. Lineage: Eukaryota; Metazoa; Chordata; Actinopteri; Siluriformes; Ictaluridae.
AUGGCCUUCACCUGUAAAAACAGCCCACAGUUCCUCCUCAGCAUGCGGACCCUUCAGACCAGGAUCUUCAGCACGUACGUGUGCGAUGUGAAGGAGAGGAGACUGAACAUGCUCAGCCGCUUCACUGCACCUGGACGAUGGGACACAUCACAGCUUGGAGUAAAACUACAGCACAGGUGGAUUAUACCGAGGAACUCUGUGAGGAACUCUUAUACACGCUCAUAUUCGAGCCGGAAUGUUUAUCAUGAAGCUUUUAUGAAAGCAGGAGAGAAACCGGAACUCUUCUGGAGUGAAGUUGCACAGAAGAUAACCUGGUUUCAGAGAUGGACUAAAACACUGGACUGUACGGAUAAAGUGUUUCCUAAAUGGUUUGUAGGAGGAGAGCUGAACAUGUGCUAUAACGCUGUGGAUCGUCAUGUUGAUGCCGGGAGAGGAGAUCAGACCGCCAUCGUCCACGACAGUCCUGUUACUAACUCCAAACAGACCGUCAGUUACAGAGAGCUGCUGGAUCAGGUUUCCAAGUUGGCAGGUGUUUUGGUAAAGCAUGGUGUGAAGAAAGGUGACAUGGUGGUGAUCUACAUGCCCAUGGUGCCCCAGGCCAUGUUCACCAUGUUAGCCUGCGCCCGAAUCGGAGCUCCUCACAGCCUCAUCUUUGGCGGCUUUGCCUCUAAAGAACUCUCCGUCCGUAUCGACCACGCUAAGCCCAAACUUUUGGUUACGGCGUCGUUCGGGGUCGAGCCUGGUCGAAGGGUGGCCUACGUUCCUCUGGUGGAGAAAGCUCUGGAGCUGAGCAGCCACAAACCUCACAAAGUCCUCAUCUACAGUCGACCAGGCAUGGAGAAAGUGUACUCACACCCUGAGCUGAGCCUGGACUGGGACCAGGAAAUGUCUUCGGCCCGUCCUCAUGACUGUGUGUCUGUUCCUGCUCAUCAUCCUCUCUACGUCCUGUACACUUCAGGAACCACCGGCACACCAAAGGGUGUAGUGAGGGAUACAGGAGGCUAUGCGGUGAUGUUGAACUGGACCAUGUCCAGCAUUUACGGCCUGAACCCUGGUGAGGUCUGGUGGGCUGCGUCAGAUUUGGGUUGGGUCGUCGGACACUCUUACAUCUGCUACGGUCCUCUUCUCCAUGGCAACACCACCGUGGUCUAUGAGGGAAAACCCGUGGGGACUCCGGAUCCUGGAGCAUUUUUCCGUGUCAUGUCUGAACAUGGAACAGCGUCUGUGUUUACAGCUCCCACUGCCAUCAGAGCAAUCCGACAACAAGACCCACAUGCAGCGUACGGAAAACAGUACACACUCAACAGUCUCAGGUCGUUAUUUGUAGCAGGUGAGAGGUGUGAUAUUGAGACACUACAGUGGGCUAAAAAGAGUUUUGGAGUUCCUGUUUUAGACCACUGGUGGCAGACUGAGAGCGGCUCAGCCAUCACAGCGUCAUGUGCCGGUUUGGGAAAUUCUCUAUCUCCCCCUGCUGGAACUGCAGGCAAACCUGUACCGGGAUACAACGUGAUUGUGAUUGAUGAUGAAAUGCAGCAGGUGAAACCGGGGAUGAUGGGAAAUAUUGUGGUAAAGUUGCCUCUCCCUCCCGGUGCUGCUCUCUCUCUCUGGCAGAAUGAGGAGCUCUUUAAACAAAUCUACUACACCAAAUUCCCUGGUUACUAUGACACCAUGGAUGCUGGAUAUGUUGACGAGGAGGGGUUUGUAUACAUUAUGUCGCGCUCUGAUGAUGUCAUCAAUGUGGCAGGCCACAGGUUGUCCACUGGAGCACUGGAGGAGUGUAUAUUGAAGCAUCCUGGGGUAGUGGAUUGUGCUGUAGUGGGACUGGAGGACUCACUGAAAGGACACGUCCCUCUGGCACUGUGUGUCCUCCGACACGAUUUUGAGAAGAAUAAAGCCGUCGUGGAGAAGGAGCUGGUCAGUUUGGUGCGAGAGAACAUCGGUCCAGUCGCUGCUUUCCGGAAAGUUCUAUUCGUCAGAUCUCUGCCCAAAACCCGCUCAGGAAAAAUCCCUCGCUCCUCUCUGGCCAAUCUCAUCAACCACAAGCCGUAUAAGAUCAGUCCCACCAUCGAGGAUCCUGGAGUGUUUAAGACCAUUGAGAAGGUUGUGAGGGAACAUCUAAGAGGGCCUGGAAGUUAAAAACACACACUCUAAUACACACACACACACACACACACUUCAGCCUCGGUGAAUCUUGGGAGCCUGUAACCACUCGGUGUACGAUGGCAUUUAAAUGCGAUGAGCAGAAAAAAAUCUGCAUGUCUUCUACAGUGUGAAGAAGGUGAUUAAACUGUGAUGACUUGUUGACGUCUGAUGUCUAAACACACAAACAAAAUAACAAUGAAAUAUUAGCCAUAUCACACUUUUAUGUAAUUUUGCUGUAUCAUCAUGUUUUUCAUCAUUAUGAACUUUAACACUUCACAAAAAUACUCUGUUGGCUCCCUUUGCCAAGAUAACAGCUCCGAGUCUUCUCCUGUAACGCCUGAUGAGGUUGGAGAAUACAUGGUAAGGGAUCUGAGACCGUUCCUCCAUACAGAACCUCUCCAGAUCCUUCACAUUUCAGAUCCACGCUGGUGGACUCUCCUCUUCAGUUCACCCCACAGCUUUUCUAUGGGGUUCAGGUCAGGGGACUGGGAGGGUCAUGGCAGGACCUUGAUUUUAAAAGCUGUAUUUUGGUUUCAUCUGACCAUAGAACCCGAUCCCAUUUGAAGGUCCGGUAGUGUCACGGUUGAACAAUUUCCUGUUCCUAGUCACCCAGGUGUACUAAAAUAAAUGUAAAAUAUCAAUGGGAAUAUACUUCAAAUAUAUAUUUUUCCUCAUAUGAACUCAUAGGGGUGCCAAUAAUUGUUAUAUAUUUGAUAAACCUGUGUGCUGUUUGCAAUUGUUUGAUAUCUAUGAGAGCAGAGUAUUUUUGUAAAUUUUUUUUUUUAGCACAACCUCAAAAGCUUAAACAAUAAAGUUUAAACAACAAAAUUUC